Messenger RNA from Pyricularia grisea, 1321 nucleotides. RefSeq lists its product as uncharacterized. The transcript has 4 exons. Bases 596 to 1321 code for a protein of 241 amino acids. Lineage: Eukaryota; Fungi; Ascomycota; Sordariomycetes; Magnaporthales; Pyriculariaceae. The record is from RefSeq and is a predicted model, not a curated record.
UAUGUUGCGGCUUUACCCAAGAGUAGAGUAUGACAGUUGUGUUGUCAGCACCUUAGUCAAAGAAUACCAUUAUUACAAACAAGGAUAUUUUGCAUCUACAAUCUAGUUCUAGAUAGUCUAGUUCUAAUCCUGUUUCGGUCAUCAACACACAAACCCUCGCUCUUUUUUUAUACCCCUUGCUCAACCCGUCCCGCACCACACACCUCUCGCUUAAGAUGCUUACCUAUACUUACCAAUUUCAGGAACCCAUCGCGGACAUGGGUUCUUGGCCCCGUCCUCCACCGCCGCCGGCGCGGUAGGGCGGCUGGAGCGCACCGAAUGGAUGCGACCCCACACGGCGCUGUGUAAUGCGAUUGCAUUGUUGUACAAGCCAUUACCUUGCCGCCUGGGCGAGGCGAGUACGUUGGCUCCUUGGAUACGGCUUCGGAGACAAGUAUAAGUAGAGGGCUUUCGGUCCAAGACGUAGAUGCUGUUUUUCCUUCUCUCCUCAACCCACGGGCUCAUACUCCAGCAUUCUCGCGCUCCUCUGAACAUCCAGUCAUAAUUUGCUAGUCACUUCAUUCCUCCAAGGAAGACUUUCAUCUCGCCAAUCAUCAUGUUCAGCCUCAAGUCUGCCGUCACGGCCGCCCUGCUCGCCGUGGGCUCUCUGGUCAGCGCUGACUCGUUCCCCUUUGAGCGUCUCAACAAGAAUGACUCCGUCUUGAUCAUUCUCGACAUUCAAGUCGGUCUGUACCAGCUGGCACGCGACUUUGACCCUACUCUGUACCAGCAGAACAUCCUGGCCCACGCUGCUCUGGGCAAGGUCUUUGACAUCCCAACCAUCAUCACCACGUCCGCCGAGACCGGCCCCAACGGCCCUACCUCCAAGGACAUUCUGAACAUGUACCCCAACCACACCAUUGUCAAGCGCAACGGUGAGGUCGACGCCUGGGACAACGCCGAGUUCCGCGCGGCCGUCGAGGCCACGGGCAAGAAGCAGGUCAUCCUGGCCGGCAUCGUGACCGACGUGUGCACCACGUUUGCCGCCCUGUCCCUGCGCGACGCCGGCUACAGCGUCUGGGCCAACAUCGAGGCCUCGGGAACCACCACCGCCCUGAUCCGCGACGUCUCCAACAGCCGCAUGGAGCGCGCCGGCGUCCAGAUGGUCUCGCUCUUCAGCAUCGUCUGCGACCUCAUGCGCGACUGGCGCGAGACCCCCGGCGCCCUCGAGCUCCUCCCCUGGCUCGACAGGUACAUGCCCGCCUACGGCUACCUGGCUCGCGGCCACGUCGCUGCUGUCAGGAACGGUACCAUCAUCCCUGGCACCGAGAACCUCCAGUAA